CAAAGCUGCGGCGUCCUAGAAGAAGCGACUCGUGGCGGUGGAAUUUGGCGGCGCUGGUUCUGUAGGAGAAAGCAGCCAUGGACCUCGCGGCGGCCGCGGAACCGGGGGCCGGCAGCCAGCACCAGGAAGUGCGCGACGAGGUGGCCGAGAAGUGCCAGAAACUGUUCCUGGACUUCUUGGAAGAGUUCCAGGGCAGUGAUGGAGAAAUUAAGUACCUGCAGUUAGCAGAGGAACUAAUUCGUCCUGAGAGAAAUACACUGGUUGUAAGUUUUGCAGACCUGGAGCAAUUUAACCAACAACUGUCCACCACAAUUCAAGAAGAGUUCUAUAGAGUCUACCCAUACCUGUGUCGGGCAUUGAAAACCUUCGUCAAAGACCGGAAAGAAAUUCCUUUUGCCAAGGAUUUUUAUGUAGCAUUCCAAGACCUACCUAGCAGACACAAGAUUCGAGAGCUCACCUCAUCGAGAAUUGGUUUGCUCACCCGCAUCAGUGGGCAGGUGGUCCGGACGCACCCAGUACACCCAGAACUUGUGAGCGGAACAUUCCUGUGCUUGGACUGUCAGACAGUGAUCAAGGAUGUAGAGCAGCAGUUCAAAUACACACAACCAAACAUCUGUCGGAAUCCAGUUUGCGCUAACAGGAGGCGAUUCUUGCUGGAUACAAAUAAAUCAAGAUUUGUUGAUUUUCAAAAGGUUCGUAUUCAAGAAACUCAAGCAGAGCUUCCCAGGGGAAGUAUUCCUCGAAGUUUAGAAGUAAUCUUGAGAGCUGAAGCUGUAGAAUCAGCUCAAGCUGGUGACAAGUGUGACUUUACAGGGACACUGAUUGUUGUGCCUGAUGUCUCCAAGCUUAGCACACCAGGAGCACGUGCAGAAACAAAUUCCCGUGUUAGUGGUGUUGAUGGAUAUGAGACAGAAGGCAUUCGAGGACUCCGGGCCCUUGGUGUUAGGGAUCUUUCUUAUAGACUGGUCUUUCUUGCUUGUUGUGUUGCACCAACUAACCCACAGUUUGGAGGGAAAGAGCUCAGAGAUGAGGAACAGACAGCUGAGAGCAUUAAGAACCAAAUGACUGUGAAGGAGUGGGAGAAAGUAUUUGAAAUGAGUCAAGAUAAAAAUCUAUACCACAAUCUUUGCACCAGCUUGUUCCCUACUAUACAUGGCAAUGAUGAAGUAAAACGGGGUGUUCUGCUGAUGCUCUUUGGCGGUGUUCCAAAGACAACAGGGGAAGGGACCUCUCUUCGAGGGGACAUAAAUGUUUGCAUUGUGGGUGACCCAAGUACAGCUAAGAGCCAAUUUCUGAAGCAUGUGGAAGAGUUCAGCCCCAGAGCUGUCUACACCAGUGGCAAAGCAUCCAGUGCUGCUGGUUUAACAGCAGCUGUUGUAAGAGAUGAAGAAUCUCAUGAAUUUGUGAUUGAGGCUGGAGCUUUGAUGCUGGCUGAUAAUGGUGUGUGUUGUAUUGAUGAAUUUGAUAAGAUGGAUGUGCGAGAUCAAGUUGCUAUUCAUGAAGCUAUGGAACAGCAGACUAUAUCCAUCACUAAAGCAGGUGUAAAGGCAACUUUGAAUGCCCGGACAUCCAUCUUGGCAGCAGCAAAUCCAGUCAGUGGACACUAUGACAGAUCAAAGUCAUUGAAACAGAAUAUAAAUUUGUCAGCUCCUAUCAUGUCUCGAUUUGAUCUCUUCUUUAUCUUGGUAGAUGAAUGCAAUGAGGUUAUAGAUUAUGCUAUUGCCAGGCGUAUUGUAGACUUACAUUCGAGAAUUGAGGAAUCGAUUGAUCGAGUCUAUUCCCUUGAUGAUAUCAGAAGAUAUCUUCUUUUUGCGCGACAGUUUAAACCCAAGAUUUCCAAAGAGUCACAGGACUUCAUUGUGGAACAGUAUAAACGCCUUCGCCAGAGGGAUGGUUCUGGAGUAACCAAGUCUUCGUGGAGGAUUACAGUGCGUCAGCUUGAGAGCAUGAUCCGGCUUUCUGAAGCUAUGGCUCGAAUGCACUGCUGUGAUGAGGUCCAACCUAAGCAUGUGAAGGAAGCCUUUCGGUUACUGAAUAAAUCAAUCAUCCGGGUUGAAACGCCUGAUGUCAAUCUAGAUCAAGAGGAAGAGACCCAAAUGGAAGUAGAUGAGGGUCCAGGAGGAACCAAUGGUCAUGCUGACAGCCCUGUCCAUGUGAAUGGAAUUAAUGGCUACAGUGAAGACAUAAAUCAAGAGUCUGUUUCCAAACCCUCCUUAAGGCUGGGCUUCUCUGAGUAUUGUCGAAUCUCUAAUCUUAUUGUGCUACAUCUCAGAAAGAUGGAAGAAGAGGAAGAUGAGACAGCGUUAAAGAGGAGUGAGCUUGUUAACUGGUACUUGAAGGAAAUCGAAUCAGAAAUAGACUCUGAAGAAGAACUUAUAAAUAAAAAGAGAAUCAUAGAGAAAGUCAUUCAUCGACUCAUACACUAUGAUCAUGUUCUAAUUGAACUCACACAAGCUGGAUUGAAAGGUUCUACAGAAGGAAGUGAGAGCUAUGAAGAAGAUCCCUAUUUGGUAGUUAACCCUAACUACUUGCUUGAAGACUGAAAUACUAAAAGUAAAUGACAAGAGCCAAAGAGCUUUGGCACAGCUUUCUUGUCUGGAACCUGUAUGGAACUCUUAAGAAGAAAAGCUAUGCUUUGGAGUUUGUUCCAAGAAUAACAGUGGAGUCCUAUGUGUCACAUUCCUAUCGUAUGCAUUUAUACCAGCACAGGCUUUAGUGUGUUUAUUGUCCCAGUAAAAUUGGAACUGAGUAAUGAGUAGUUUCUGUAAGUAAGGCCUUUGCUUUGUUUUCACAAAUGUAGGAAAAAGCCUGUUACUUUUAUGGUGGUAUGCAGUAUCUUAUCCAAUCAAGUUAAUAAAACUUUCUUCAAUUGCUAACUACUGCUUUUAUUCGGGAAAUAAAAUAAUUUGAUCUGAAA
Messenger RNA from Perognathus longimembris pacificus (Pacific pocket mouse), 2917 nucleotides. It is a transcript of the gene Mcm6, whose product is annotated as minichromosome maintenance complex component 6. Gene Ontology annotation, cellular component: MCM complex; nucleus. The transcript has 17 exons. Lineage: Eukaryota; Metazoa; Chordata; Mammalia; Rodentia; Heteromyidae. The record is from RefSeq and is a predicted model, not a curated record. Gene Ontology annotation, biological process: double-strand break repair via break-induced replication; DNA replication initiation; mitotic DNA replication. Bases 78 to 2543 code for a protein of 821 amino acids. Gene Ontology annotation, molecular function: single-stranded 3'-5' DNA helicase activity; ATP binding; single-stranded DNA binding.